GGCUACAGUUCCCGCGGCUGCUGCUUUUGGCAAGUGUGACCUGCCACUCCCUGGCCUCCUGCCUUUUGCAAUCUGUCCUUGAAGGAAGUGCCAGCCUUCUGCAUCUUUCCAGUAACAGCUCAAACAGUGAUCGGGGCUAUUGUGAAAUCGAAGCUAAAGUAGCCCGAUCGCUGGACUUUUGGACUCUCUCCUCUGAAAACCUUAUAGCUGUGCUGCCAGUUGAUCCUGUUAAAGAAAAUUAUGUUCGUAAAGUGAAAAACUGUAUUUUUUCAAUUGCCUUCCCUACUCCUUUCAAAUCAAGAGUACGUCUUGUAGCAGUUUCAAAGGAAGUUCUAGAAGAUAUUUUGGAUCUUGACUUAACUGUGUCGGAAACAGAUGGUUUUAUCCAGCUUGUAAGUGGCGAAAAGAUAGUGUCUGGAUCUGUUCCGUUGACUCACCGAUACGGGGGCCACCAGUUUGGGAUAUGGGCAGAUCAGUUGGGGGAUGGAAGAGCCCACCUUAUUGGAAUUCAUGUGAAUAGGAAAGGUGAAAAGUGGGAACUCCAGUUAAAAGGCUCAGGAAAGACCCCAUACUCCCGAAAUGGUGAUGGUAGAGCUGUACUUCGAUCCUCAGUGAGAGAAUUUUUGUGCAGUGAAGCCAUGCACUACCUUGGGAUUCCAACCAGCAGGGCUGCGAGUCUGGUCGUAAGUGAUGAUGAAGUAUGGCGAGAUCAGUUCUACAAUGGAAAUGUUGCAAAAGAACGAGGGGCGGUAGUGCUGCGUGCUGCAAAAUCAUGGUUUAGGAUUGGAUCCCUAGAAAUUUUGGCUCAUUAUGGUGAACUGGAUUUACUGAGGACAUUGUUAGACUUCAUCAUACUGGAACAUUUUCCCUUAGUAGAUGUCAAAAAACCAAAUAGAUAUGUGGAUUUUUUUUCUAUUGUGGUAUCUGAGACAGCACAACUCAUUGCCUUGUGGAUGUCUGUUGGUUUUGCUCAUGGAGUUUGUAACACUGAUAACUUCAGUUUGUUAUCCGUGACGAUUGACUAUGGUCCGUUUGGUUUUAUGGAAGCCUAUGAUCCAGAUUUUGUACCAAACACAUCUGAUGAUGAAAGAAGAUAUAAAAUAGGAAAUCAAGCCAAUAUUGGGAUGUUUAAUCUAAACAAGUUGUUAGAAGCUCUAAACCCAUUACUGGAUCCUAGGCAAAAGCAGCUAGCUGCUCAGAUCCUUGAAGGGUACCCUGUUCUUUACUAUACAAGUUUCAGAAAAUUGUUCAAAGCCAAGCUUGGAUUACUUGGAGAAAGGGAAGAGGAUGAUGACUUAAUUGCAUUUCUCUUAUUUCUCAUGGAAGAGACCGAAGCUGAUUUCACGAUGACGUUUCGGCAGCUCAGUGAGAUUACUCAGAGCCAACUAGUAGAGCUCAGUAUUCCUCAGCAAUUCUGGGCACUGAAGAUGAUUUCAAAGCACAAACUCUUUCCUGCCUGGGUAUCCCAGUACCUUUUGCGACUGAAGAGUAACGUGAAUGACUCAGAUUUUGAAAGAAGGAAAAGAAUGACAACUGUCAACCCCAGGUAUGUGCUCAGGAACUGGAUGGCAGAGUCUGCAGUGCAGAAGGCAGAAAGGAAUGAUUUUUCAGAGGUUCAUCUUCUGCAGCGUGUCCUUCAGCACCCGUUCCGAGAGCAGUCUGCGGCUGAGCGAGCAGGCUACUCCUCGCCUACUCCUUCAUGGGCUAAAGAUCUCAGAGUUAGUUGUUCAUCUUAAUCUGAGAAAAAUAAAUUAAGGAGUACUCCCACCAUUACAGUCAACAUAAAAUAGUCUAUUUCACAAAUUCUUUUUUUAAGAAUUGUUUAUUUAAUUUUAUUCAUCAUUGUUAUUAUUUUUAAUUUGACCAGAGAGAGAGAGAGAGAGAGAAGGAAAGUGGGAAAGCAAGUUGCCAGGUCCAGGACUCAAGUCACGGUCAGCCGUGUGGGAGUCCAGUGCCUCAACCACCACACCACCUGCUGGCCCCCUAUUUCACAAGUUCCCAAGAUCAUUCACAUUUUGAUGACAGUCUCACAUUAGAUAAAAAAUGAUUAUAUGACUAUAUUAAAAAAUAUUUGUUAGCCAAAUAAAUUGGACUUUCAUCUUUAAAAUAGCUUGUGAUCAUUUUUAUAAUUAAUGACUUUAACGGAACAACCUGGUGUUUUUGAUAAACCACAUGAAUGAUUCUCAAUGAUUAAGAAGUCUUGUGACUAUUUUAAUCAAAAUGGGUGUGUAAGUUUUUAUUUGGCACUUACUGUGGACUCGGCACGUUGGGGUACACCCCGUGAUGGUGGUUAACGUGUUUCUCUGUCCCCUGCGUGUCUGUAAAUCUAGAGCCUCAGUCACAUUUAGGAUUGGCUUAUGUGUCUUAAAUACUUGCUAUCAGAAGGCAAGUAUUCCACCAGGAGGUACAUCGUAUUUCUCUCUCUGUGAUGCUAGUAGCCUUGACCCAUUGAUUCAAUAAGGGUUGUAAAAUGAUGAUAAUUUAGUUCUGUCUUCAUGUGUUAGAUGGAAUCCCUCCACUAAAACAACGAAAACACCCCAAAAACAAAACUUUCCAUUAGUAAUGAUUUGGUUAUCCUGAGGUACAGAAAAAACCAAAAUAACAAGCUCGUUUCCAAGCAUCCCCCUAAGAUGACUAGUGUGUUUAUUUGUAUUAAUAUCAUGAUCAACUCUUGAUUUUAACAUAUUUAAUGUGCUUUUUGCUAUCACAUUUCUUUUUUUUUUUUUUUGCCAUAGGGUACAU
Molecule: messenger RNA, 2742 nt
Organism: Tupaia belangeri chinensis (Chinese tree shrew)
Lineage: Eukaryota; Metazoa; Chordata; Mammalia; Scandentia; Tupaiidae
Product: UPF0061 protein ETA_18310
Source: RefSeq, a predicted model, not a curated record